AUGUCGUCGGCCAAGUCCAUGGUCCUGGGGUACUGGGACAUCCGCGGGCUGGCGCACGCCAUCCGCCUGCUCCUGGAGUUCACAGGCACCAACUACGAGGAGAAACGGUACAUCUGCGGGGGAGCUCCUGACUUUGAUAAAAGCCAAUGGCUGGAUGUGAAAUUCAAGCUGGACCUGGACUUUCCAAACCUGCCCUACCUCAUGGACGGCAAGAACAAGAUCACCCAGAGCAACGCCAUCUUGCGCUACAUCGCGCGCAAGCACAACAUGUGUGGGGACACCGAAGAAGAAAAGAUCCGCGUGGACAUCAUGGAGAACCAGAUCAUGGACUUCCGCAUGCAGCUGGUUCGGAUCUGCUACAACAAGGACCAUGAAAAGCUGAAGCCCGCGUACUUGGAGCAGCUGCCUGGACAGCUGAAGCAGUUCUCCCUGUUCCUGGGGAAAUUCUCGUGGUUUGCGGGGGACAAGCUCACCUUUGUGGAUUUCCUCACCUACGACGUCUUAGAUCAGAACCGUAUGUUUGAGCCCAAGUGCCUGGAUGAAUUUCCAAACCUGAAGGCUUUCAUGUGCCGCUUUGAGGCUUUGGAGAAGAUCGCGGCCUACAUGCAGUCCGACCGCUUCUUCAAGAUGCCCGUCAACAACAAGAUGGCCCUGUGGGGCUGCAAGAGAAUAUGCUGA
Molecule: messenger RNA, 678 nt
Organism: Pipistrellus nathusii (Nathusius's pipistrelle)
Lineage: Eukaryota; Metazoa; Chordata; Mammalia; Chiroptera; Vespertilionidae
Source: the annotation of a GenBank genome assembly